AUUUAAAAAUGUGUAAACGCAAGCCAUUGCAUAAGAGCACAUGCAGGGGUUAUUCUUCUGUCUGUCGAUUGACGUAUGUUUAUUUUUUUUAAUGAAAUGACAGUGAUUUUUUGCCGGUGAUGUUGUAAUGUUGGCAUAUUGGUUAUUGACAGAUAAGUAACCUGUGUUGUUGUGGUGUUGUUUUUUUGCCUAUAAAAGUAUUAAAAUAGGGUUAAAAUGCCAAUUUACGAAACGUUGAGCGAUAGAUUAACUGUCGUGCUCGAUAUCGGGGCUGCCUACACCAAGUUUGGUUUCAGUGGGGAGUACGCCCCACGAUGCAUAAUUCGUUCGGAAGUCCGGUGCAAAAAAACGAAUCAAGUUCGGCGAAUCUUUGAUUUUAAAGAUGAACAAGAUUUGUAUGAUUUACUUGUGGAUUUCAUCCACACUUUGUAUUUCAAAUACGCGUUGUUUAGCCCCAAAGACAAACCAAUCGUGGUUGUUGAAUCUCUUCUAUCUCCGACAUUAUUCAGAGAAACCUUAGCUAAAGUUUUGUUUGUCCAUUAUGAAAUUUCAAUGAUGUUGAUUGUGCCUUCACAUUUAGUAAGUUUAUCCACCCUGGGGGCUGAAACAGCACUAGUGCUAGAUGUUGGCUACAUCGAAGCCGUUGCUAUUCCUGUUUGUUUCGGUCUGCCGGUAAUUCACGCCUGGCAAGCCCUACCUUUGGGGGCACAAGCAAUUCAUAAUAACUUGCGGACUUUACUGAGCUCGGAAAAUACCGGAAUCAAUCAAUUGCCCGAAACAGUCAUUGAAGAUAUCAAAGUGCGCUGUUGUUUCGUGACCAAACAAAAACGGGCCGAACAAUUUAGUUUGGCAAAACCUGACAUCACUUUUGCCCCCGAGGUCAAGUACCCCAUCGGGGGCUCCGACAUGAUAACAAUCUCGGGAAAAGUGCGCGAAAAGGUUUACGAAAUUUUGUACGAUGAAGAUAACGACCAUUUGAGCCUCUCUACCAUGAUCCUUGAUGCUAUACUAAAAGUUGAUAUGCAUUUGAGGAACCAACUCGCUGAAAACAUUCUCUUAAUUGGGGGUAGUGUCAUGGCCCCCGGAUUUAAAGCAAGACUGAAAGACGAGUUACACAAACAACUGAAAUAUGAGAGGUACAAGAAAUUGAGAAUUAAGACGUUCAAGUUUCAUAGUCCACCCUGUAAGGAAAAUUAUGCCGCGUGGUUGGGUGGGGGCAUUUAUGGGGCAACGGAAGUCUUAGGCAUGAAGGCCUUAACACGGGAGAAGUAUUUCUUGGAGAAUCGCUUACCCGAUUGGCCCAAUAUGAGGGAUAAUAGGACUCUUUAAUUUUUUUGUAAUAAAUUGUUUGUAUUUU
Tribolium castaneum (red flour beetle) is the source of this 1357-nucleotide messenger RNA. It is a transcript of the gene Arp10, whose product is annotated as Actin-related protein 10. Bases 217 to 1329 code for a protein of 370 amino acids. The transcript is spliced from 5 exons. Gene Ontology annotation, cellular component: dynactin complex. The record is from RefSeq and is a predicted model, not a curated record. Lineage: Eukaryota; Metazoa; Arthropoda; Insecta; Coleoptera; Tenebrionidae. Gene Ontology annotation, biological process: retrograde axonal transport of mitochondrion.